CUAUUGGGAGUUGGACUAAUCGUGAGCCUAUAAAUAGUCAUUCAGGGUUAUUGGUUUGGUGUGUGCUUUCGGAGAUUGGAAGACACCAUUUAGAGAAGAUGUGAGUUGAAAGAGACUCAUUCUAGGAGGUGCCGUUGUGGGUUGAAAGUGACUCAUUCUGGAGGGUGCCAUUGAGACAUCGUUUAGAGAGAUCCGUGUGUGGAUCAAUUGAGAGUUCUGAUAAUUUGAGAGAUUUUAGAGAGUUGCAAGCUUUGAGAGAUCGGGUGUAUUUGGGAAUUCUCUAUUGAGAAUUUGGGUUGUGAGGAGAGAGGUUAUUUGAGUGGAAGAACCAAAACGUUCUUCAAAAGUUUGUAAUCUUCUUCUUGUUUAGUGGAUCCACCAUCAACAUCACCCGGGGACGUAGGUCAACUGUUUGACCGAACCUCGUCAACAAUCUUGUGUUUGCUUGCAUAGUUUGUGAUUACUGUCUUCAUUCGGUUUCGGUCUUGGGCUAGGGAAUUUGAAAGGUGACCCGAAUUUCCUAACAAAAGGUUCACGAUCAUCAUGCACGAGAUCUCUCGAUUCAAGUGUUGGAAAAAUUCUCUCUCGUGACAAAAUUUGCUCGAGAAAAAACUUGGCACUUCUGUGGUGAUUCGAACAACUUCUCUGAUAGAAGUCCAGUCUUGUCACCUUUGGGGUGUGAUGAGUGGUACACCUUGUUGGAUUCUCAAGGGUGGAUCAUGGAUUCAGAAGCUUUAAGAAAGAGAGUAUUUUAUGGGGGAGUUGAGCACAAAUUACGGAAAGAGGUCUGGCCAUUCUUGCUGGGACACUAUGCAUAUGAUUCAACAUAUACAGAGAGGGAGUAUGUUAAGGCAAUGAAGAAAGCAGAGUUUGAGACACUAAAGAAGCAAUGGCAGAGUAUCUCGGCUAUCUCCCCAGAGCAGCGCAUUAUUGACAAAGAUGUGGUGAGGACCGACAGAUGUCUCUCCUUCUCCAAUGGGGAUGAUAAUCCAAAUGUGAAUCUGUUGCAUAACAUAUUGUUAACAUACUCGUUUUACAACUUGGAUCUUGGUUACUGUCAGGGUAUGAAUGGGGACAGAAGCUCAAUAUUGUUUGUACUGGGGGAUGAGUCAGAAUCAUUUUGGUGUUUUGUUAAACUGAUGGAGCGCCUUGGCCCCAAUUUUGACCGUGAACAUAAAGGCAUGGACUCUCAACUUCUUGCUUUAAGGAAGUUGGUGGAGUUGUUAGAUAGACCAUUGCAUAAUUACUUUACACUGCAGCGUAACUGCUUGGAAUACCACUUUUGUUUCCGCUGGGUUCUGUUACAGUUCAAAAGGGAAUUUGAAUUCGACAAGACAUUGAGAUUAUGGGAGGCUCUGUGGACACAUUAUCCAUCUGAGCACCUGCACUUGUAUGUGUGUGUUGCGAUACUCAAGCGAUACCGUGGUAAGAUCAUUGGGGAGCAGAUGUAUAAAGACACUCUAAUCAAAUUCAUCAAUGAACUGAGUGGUCAAAUAAAUCUUGAUGGCCUUGUGAGGGAUGCAGAAGCUCUGUUCAUAUGUGCUGGUGAGAAGGGUGAUGCUUGCAUUCCACCUGGAACAACCCUCACUGCCUGUUGAUGGUGGUUUGUUGUACCCUCAGGAAGAACUAGAUGGCUUUAUUCAUUCACCCAUCUUUAAACUUGAUACGAACACUUUUUGUGCCAUCACAAGAUAAUUGGUGCCUUGUCAAGACAAUUAGCUUGUGUGUGUAUCAACAUCCGUGGAUUUUGAGACUUAGAUAUGUUCACUUUAUGGUGCUAUCAUCUAUUGGUGUCAACAUUUUUUUCUUUUAUAUUUUCUGAAGGAAAAAAAACAAAGAUAUACAAGUGUUUUUUGUUGAAUAUGGUAUGACCUAUUUUCUUCAAAACCCUAAUCUGUAUCAAAUCUUAUCCUUCGAUUGCUUAUAUCAAAUCUCGUGAUGAUCAACUUCUCAUGUGAAAUGGAUCAUUUUGGAAUGUGCAUUGUCCUCAUUUUGCCUCGGAUUGAAUGACAACGCACAUUUUAGGACGACUGCCUUAACUCAAACCCAAAUGACAAUGCACAUCUCAUUGUUUGGGAGCAUGUUUAUUCAUAGCAUCCAUGAUCAUAGGCCCGAUCAGGUUGGACCCCAACCUCAGAACCAAAUUUUGAGCCUCAAACGUUGACAAUGCACCCAUACU
Molecule: messenger RNA, 2179 nt
Organism: Rosa rugosa (rugosa rose)
Lineage: Eukaryota; Viridiplantae; Streptophyta; Magnoliopsida; Rosales; Rosaceae
Exons: 1
Coding region: 720-1598 (292 amino acids)
Biological process (GO): activation of GTPase activity
Molecular function (GO): GTPase activator activity
Source: RefSeq, a predicted model, not a curated record